UAUGCGCAAUCAUGGCGCAUUUUUGUGUGUCCUUGGCGACGAAGCGGAACCGGAAUUACGAAGGAGAUAUGGCGUAGGGCACAAUGAAUUAUGAGAGAAUCAGUUAGUGUAGCUGGUCCAGCUCCUAAUUUUGACAUUUUGGUGCACAUUUUGCCCUCCUGUCUUCUGAACGAUCACUGUGCCCCGUUAAGACGAGGAUGAGUGCAGAAGCAGCAGACCGUGUGGCCGCUGUGACCAGCAGUCGGCCUGGCACGCCUCUUCAGACUUCCUGGUUUGAGUUUCUCCUCGACGACAGCCUGCUGGAGAAACACCUGCAGAAAUCAAACCCAGACCCAGCACCAGUGCAGCUCAUCAACCAGUUCCUGGAGCAGGCGUCGAAGCCAUCAGUGAAUGAGCAGAAUCAGGUCCAGCCUCCAGCCGACAACCGUCGGAACCGCACAUUGAAGCUGCUUGCACUGAAAGUAGCUGCUCACAUGAAAUGGGAUCUUGAGGUGCUUGAGAAAGGAUUGACCAUUCCUGUGUUAAACAUGCUGCUGAAUGAACUCCUGUGUGUGAGCAAAGUGCCGCCAGGGGUGAAACAUGUGGACCUGGACCUCUCUACUCUUCCUCCCACCACUGCCAUGGCUGUCAUCAUCUACAACCGCUGGGCCAUCAGAACAAUUGUGCUGAGCAGCUUUCCAGAGAAACAAACCAAACCUGGACCCCACCAGAUAAACAUGUUGAAUAUUGUACAGCAGGAGAAAGAAAUGACUGAAAACAUCCUCACUGUGCUAAAGGAGCAGGCGGCUGAUUCCAUCAGUGUGCUGGAAGGAGCUGUGAGACUAAAGAAAGACUUCUACGUUCACACCAUGAGGACUCUGGACCUGCUGGCUGCAGACACUGCUGCCAACGGAGAGACAGAGUCUUCGACCGCAGGGCUUCGCAUCAGCGCCGAUGAGCUGCACUGCCAGGUGCAUUAUGAUUUAGGAGGCAUUUUCUUCCAUCAAGGCUGCACAGACCUGCCAAUCUAUGAGAAGGCUCGGGAUCACUUCAGACAGACAAAGGAACUUUUAAAGAAGCUAGACUCAACAGUUCAUGUUCACCUGGAUGAGAAGCGCCUGGCUGGAUACUGGAACGCCUGUAGAGCUUUGACCGGAGACUGUGACCCCUCUGACCCCCAGACGACACCCUACGACCAGAUUAACAGCCUGAUCCGGGCUCACAACUACCCGGCCGUCAUUGAAGCCUUCAUCAAAGACAACAUAUCGCGCAGUUUGCCAAACCACUUCAGACGGUCUGUUCUCCGGGAGUUCUUGUAUAAAGUCCAACAAGGGGAAUCAGGCCUGGAUGAGGUGUGUCACAAACUCUGUGUCUGCAACGCCAUCCGCGACACUCUGGAAGGAGAGAUCCUCAGCGUGCGUUUUCAGCAGCUGCUCCUUAAGCCUAGCAAACAAGUGGUGGACUUCAUUUUAGAGGUGUGCACACGCUCGCUGGAAAAAGACCGUCCAUCUGAGGCGUCCAGAAGAAACAUGGCUAAUUUCCUGAAGACUCUGUGUGAAAGCUUGGAGGACCUGUCUCUGGUGUUUGUGGUGUCAUCCCAUAAACUCUUCAUGGAGCUGCUGAAGGAGGAAGAGAGGAAGGUCCUGGUGGAGCAGAUGAGGAAGAGGUCGGCCACAAUCAACCUCAGUGCCAAACCUCUGCCUUCCUUCUACGACAUUCCAGCUUCAGCGAGUGUGAACAUUGGCCAGCUGGAGCAGCAGCUCAUCCUUUCACUGGAGCCACGCAGGAUCAGACAGAUCCUCAUUGAACUCCACGGCCUGGCUGAACGACCUUUCUGGAGGGUCAACAGCAAGUGGGAGGUUCCUCCAGACUACAUUAAUGUGAUCCUCGGCAUUAAAGACAACCUGACCAAGGACCUGGUUUAUAUCCUCAUGGCCAAAGGACUCCACUGCAUUUCAAUAAAGGACUUCACCCAUGCACGGCAGCUUUUCUCAGCCUGUCUGGAGCUCGUCACAGAGUUUUCCCCAAAGCUGAGGCAGGUGAUGCUGAAUGAGAUCUUGCUGCUGGAGGUCCGCGCACACGAGGCGAUGGCGGCCGAGGGGAGCAAGGAGCGGCCGCCCCCUGACUUGGUCAGCAGGGUCAGAGGUUACCUAGAGAUGAGGAUUCAUGAUCUGCCUCUACGUCAGGUGGUGGGAGAGGAGUGUGUCGCCUUCAUGUUGAACUGGAGGGAGAACGACUACCUGACUCUGCAGGUGUCACAGUCUCUGGUCAUGAACAACCCGUACAUCAAGCUUGGUCAGCUCCUGGCAUCCACGUGUAAGGAGCUUCCAGGUCCUAAAGAAAGUCGGCGCACCGCCAAGGAGCUCUGGGAUGUGGUGGUUCAGAUCUGCAGCAUCUCCAUCCAACACAAGAGGAACAGCGACGGCCGAAUUGGCCUCAUUAAACAGAGAGAGUCCUCCAUGGGCAUCUUGCACAGGAGCAAAUUCAUCACUUUCACCAAGAAAAUUAGAGAGCCACUGGUGCUGACGACUCUGAUCUCACUGUUUGUGAGACUCCACAGUAUAGUCAGGGAUGACAUUGUAAAUGAAGUUACUGCAGAACAUCUCUCCAUCUGGCCAUCUUCUCUUCCAAACAUACAGGCAGUGGAUGUGGAAGCUGUGGCUGUGACAGUCAAGGAGUUGGUUUCCUAUGCUCUCACUCUAAACCCCAAUAACCAAUCAUGGCUCAUCACACAAGCCGACAUCUACUUUGUGACCAAUCAGUACUCUGCAGCUCUGAACCUUUACCUGCAGGCUGGAGCUGUGUGCUCGGACUUCUUCACCAAAGCCGUCCCCCCCGACAUCUACACUGACCAGGUUCUGAAGAGGAUGAUUAAAUGCUGUUCAAUGCUGAACUGCCACACACAGGUUGCUGUUCUGUGCCAGUUUCUGAGAGAAGUCGACUACAUGACAGCGUUUAAAGCGCUUCAGGAGCAGAACAGUCACGACGCCAUGGACUCAUUCUACGACUACAUCUGGGACGUCACCAUCCUGGAAUAUCUCACACAUAUUCACCACAAACGAGGAGAGACUGAGAAGAGACAAAUAGCGAUAAAAGCGAUUGGACAGACAGAACUGAACACCAGUAAUCCAGAGGAAGUGCUGCAGCUGGCUGCACAGAAGAGGAAGAAGAGAUUCCUGCAGGCGAUGGCCAAACUGUACUUUUAGUAAACACACGAACCACUGUCAGAUUUCACAGGGUGGGGAUGAAUAUUUUAUUUUGUGGUAACAAGUACAUGGUAAUUUGUAUUAUUUUCAUCUUUUGCAAUAA
This is a messenger RNA of Pundamilia nyererei, 3288 nucleotides long. It is a transcript of the gene ints8, whose product is annotated as integrator complex subunit 8. NCBI's taxonomy places the organism in Eukaryota, Metazoa, Chordata, Actinopteri, Cichliformes, Cichlidae. The record is from RefSeq and is a predicted model, not a curated record. Bases 198 to 3185 code for a protein of 995 amino acids. The transcript has 28 exons. Gene Ontology annotation, molecular function: protein binding. Gene Ontology annotation, biological process: snRNA 3'-end processing. Gene Ontology annotation, cellular component: integrator complex.